This is a messenger RNA of Fusarium verticillioides 7600, 2744 nucleotides long. RefSeq lists its product as hypothetical. Gene Ontology annotation, biological process: regulation of DNA-templated transcription; DNA-templated transcription. The coding region runs from base 151 to 2226 and encodes 691 amino acids. Gene Ontology annotation, molecular function: zinc ion binding; DNA binding; DNA-binding transcription factor activity, RNA polymerase II-specific. NCBI's taxonomy places the organism in Eukaryota, Fungi, Ascomycota, Sordariomycetes, Hypocreales, Nectriaceae. The transcript has 2 exons. The record is from RefSeq and is a predicted model, not a curated record.
CAUUUUUACUCCACUCUUUUGCGAGACCCUGCAUCAUGUCUUCUCCGGGUAAUGACGUGAUAAUGGUCGCAGGCGAUGGACCUAGUCAACGACAACCGAAGUCGUUAGCAAAAGCAUGUACAGCCUGUCGGACCAAGAAGAUCCGUUGCGAUGCUGCGAAGCCUGAGUGUGGGAAUUGUGUCAGUCAGAAACGUGAAUGUAUCUAUCGGAGAGAAACUCCACGAAAACGGUACGUCAUGCUGCUUCGAAUUGCGUUCUCUAAUAAAUGACAGACCUACGUUCUCUCAGAUUGGUAAACUGCAACGAGAUCUGGCAACUCUUAAAGUGUUCCUGUUGACUCUCAAGAGAAGCAGUCCCGAGGAUCGAGAGAAACUACUCAACGCAGCUGUUGAUGAAGAUGGGGCUGUUAAUUUGCUAGACUCUACUGCUGACCCUGCUGAAGAGCCUUCAUCACGAAAGGACACAAGUCAACCUAUUGAUAGAGGUUCCACUACGCCAAUAGUAUCAUCAGAUGACGAGUUAAAUAUUGCCAACUUUAUAUCGGUCGAUGAUGCCGGCACAACAAACAGCUUCGGUCCAUCGUCUGCGCUUCACAAUCCUGCAAGGAACGACAAGGGAACACCAUCAUCCCGCCAAUCUACAACAACAGAGCAUGUCAAGAAUGAACUAAUAGCCAAUGCCGCUUUACAGCGGCAUCUUGAGCACCGUCUUACCAGACAUGCCACAAUUGCUGGGGAGCCCACCGAACUUGCGCUCCAUCUGCUGAACUUGCACUGGGCUCGUCAACAUCACACUUUUCUGCUGACAUAUCGGCCGGCUGUCAUGCGAGACUUGGAAUGUUCUGGCCCGUACUGCUCUGCUUUCAUGCUGAAUGCUAUAUUCGCAUGCUGUAGCAAGUUCUCUCCACGACCUGACGUCAGGGACGACCCAAAUGAUGUAUCGAGUGCUGGCCGCCGUUUUUUUAAGCGCUGUGAUGAGCUUCUGAGCAGUGGCUCUCUGCUCACAAGACCACAUAUCUCCACAAUCGUUGGACUUGUUCUUCUGGGUUCGACGUAUAACGCUCGCGGAGAGACUUCAAAAGGUUGGCUAUAUACAGGAUACGCUCUACGGAUGGUUUAUGAUCUCGGCCUUCAUCUCGAUCCCAAGCAGACUACGGAAGAUCCCGAAGAGAUUGAGAUCCGACGACGGGUCUUUUGGGGCGCUUUUGUUUGCGAUAAGCUUCAGAGUCUCUAUAUGGGUCGUCCAGUGGCUAUCAAUUUCCGUGACUCGCAAGUAUCUCGCGAGUUCCUUGACUUGUACGAGGAAAUGGAGCCAUUUUAUCCUUCAGCCUUGGCUGCAGGUUCAUCCUCCAGACUUGAUGAAAACAUGGGCGACGCAAUCCCAAGACACUCCGUUUCGACUUUCCAGCAGUUAUGCCUCCUCUCCAAGAUAAUGACGACUAUCAUCAAUCGAUUCUAUGUGGUUGGCGCCACGUUCUCAAAUGCUCAGAUCGAUUUGCAAAAGAUUGAGCAGGCUUUGCAGCAGUGGCGAGACAAGUUACCGUCGGAGCUAGAUUUCCAACCAUGGUUGUCCACGGGUACCGCGGUACAAACACCUAACAUUAUGGUUCUUCAUAACGUCUAUCACUCUCUCAUCAUUCUUGUCCAUCGGCCAUUUAUCUCAGAUGAUCAUCUCCGAUCCACUGCCACGUCAGGACGGUCAUGGGAGCGAUGCACUGUUGCGGCCAGAUGCAUCACCCGUAUAGCCUCAGUCUACAAGUCAACCUAUGGGCUUAAUGGGGCUCCUUACAUUCUCGCAUACACGGUAUAUGUGGCGUGCACAAUCCACGUCCGUAAUGCAGCUUCUCAAAGCCAGACGCGUGACCAUUUAACCUUGCUCAAGUCUAGUCUAGAGUGUCUGGAUGAACUAUGCACGGCGAACCCGGGUGUUGCGAAGCCUGCAAAGAGUAUCAGGCGUUUAAUUGAGGCUAAUCGGCUGAGUUUGAUGACAGAAGACUCGAACGCUCUUGAACAUGCCGAUGCGUCGUUUGACUUGGAUACUAUUCAGAGCACGUUUUCGGUUGCUGACUGGUCCAACGCUGGUUCCGAUAUGUUCCACAUGGGAGACUUUGAGUACGGUCUCCCAAUCGAUCCCUUGUUCGGCUGGAUUAAUGUCUCAACUCCGUCCCUGGAUGAAGUGUCGUCAGCUGUCAGCAAUAAUCAGUCACUCUAUCAAUCAUGGCGGUAGUGUCUAGCCCUUCUUAUACUCGCUCGUGGAGGCUUUAGGACCAACGGCUUCAUGAGCUCUGCUAGGACCGGGCACAGGGGCUUCUCGUACGACUACCUAACCAAACAAGAGAUAUAUAAAGUGCACAAGAUUGGUUCCGUCAAGGCCAGCGCAAUGAGUGACCCGAAUAACGAGGGCCACAACGGAGUUACAAUUACCCAGAUAUCGAACUUUGCAGACAUAUCUCUCGGCCAGCAUCCAAACGUAGUCCUGUUGGAGGCUGGCACGAAUGAUAUGGGCAAUACAACGAUGCAGCAGGUGUUACAAGCCGUCUGACUGAUCCAGUUGGCAUGGCUAUCAAGGAGUGUCCUGGCAAUUAUGCCUAGCAGGCUUUUCAGAGAGGAAGUUGUGCCAUUGUAGAAAAAAAGCUUUAUGUCGUUCUGCAAAAAAUAGGUUCAAGAUUUGCGAUUUCCACUUGUUAAGCUACUCAGUCUUCGAAAAUUCAAUCGCAACAUAGCUCGCACUGAGCCCCGGCCUAG